Messenger RNA from Plenodomus lingam JN3, 225 nucleotides. RefSeq lists its product as uncharacterized. NCBI's taxonomy places the organism in Eukaryota, Fungi, Ascomycota, Dothideomycetes, Pleosporales, Leptosphaeriaceae. The record is from RefSeq and is a predicted model, not a curated record.
AUGUGCUCAUAUACGUACUCUUGGUAUUACUGUAAUCAUGACUAUUAUAUCUGGGCCAACUCAAUGGAAGUCUGUUCCUCGCGUCUCCUUUCUGGCUACUCGUAUGACGCCUGGAGUAUCGACAUGUGCAGAAACAUGACCGUCUCCUGUGGUGGCUUCUCAAAUUACUAUUGCACCGACUGCUCCGAAGAUGUCUGUUUGGAGUACCAAUUGGACGAACUGUAG